Messenger RNA from Cutaneotrichosporon cavernicola, 1668 nucleotides. RefSeq lists its product as uncharacterized. The transcript is spliced from 9 exons. The record is from RefSeq and is a predicted model, not a curated record. Gene Ontology annotation, molecular function: magnesium ion binding; pyruvate kinase activity; potassium ion binding. Lineage: Eukaryota; Fungi; Basidiomycota; Tremellomycetes; Trichosporonales; Trichosporonaceae. Gene Ontology annotation, cellular component: cytoplasm. Bases 1 to 1668 code for a protein of 555 amino acids. Gene Ontology annotation, biological process: glycolytic process.
AUGUCUCCCACUUUCAAUACUCGUCUUGAAUCACUCGUCUUCUUCCCCAGUGCACAGCCCCAUCAACAACACAACAUGAGCAACCAUUCCACCAGCUCUCAGAUCGCAUGGCUUGCGGGCCUGAACCCCCACUUUGACUCCCCCACUGGGGAGCACAAGUUCCUGCGCAAGACGUCCAUCAUCGGCACCAUCGGUCCCAAGACCAACUCGGUCGAGAUGAUCACAGAGCUGGCUGAUGCUGGUCUCAACAUUGUCCGCAUGAACUUCUCGCACGGCUCUUAUGAGUACCACAAGUCCGUCAUUGACAACGCCCGCGAGGCUGCCAAGCUCAGCCCCGCGGGGCGUCCCCUCGCUCUUGCCCUUGACACGAAGGGGCCCGAGAUCCGUACAGGCCUUAUGGAGAACGGAGCGGACAUCCCUAUUCCUGCGGGCCACGAGUUCUGGGUGACCACCGACCCUUCCUUCUCGGAGGCAGGCAACGCCGACCAGAUCUUUAUGGACUACGCCAACCUUCCCAAGGUCACCGCGCCUGGCAAGUUCCUCUUCGUCGACGAUGGCAUCCUCUCGCUCCAGGUCCUCUCUAUCGACGAACACCGUAUCCGGGUCAAGGCCCUGAACGCUGGUAUUCUGUCGUCUCGCAAGGGUGUCAACCUUCCCAGGACGAACGUUGACCUUCCCGCUCUCUCGGAGAAGGACAAGGCCGACCUGGCAUUUGGUGUGCGCAAUAACGUCGACAUGAUUUUCGCCUCGUUCAUCCGCAGGGCCCAGGACGUUCGCGACAUUCGCAAGGCUCUCGGAACCGAAGGUGCUGGCGUCAAGAUUAUCUCCAAGAUUGAGAAUGAGCAGGGCCUCACCAACUUCGACGAGAUUCUCCGUGAGACUGACGGUGUCAUGGUUGCUCGUGGUGACCUCGGUAUCGAGAUCCCCGCAUCCCAGGUCUUCCUCGCCCAGAAGAUGAUGAUCGCCAAGUGCAACGUUGCCGGCAAGCCCGCCAUCUGCGCCACCCAGAUGCUUGAGUCGAUGACGGUCAACCCCCGUCCCACUCGUGCUGAGGUGUCGGACGUCGCCAACGCUGUUCUUGAUGGUGCCGACUGUGUCAUGCUCUCGGGUGAGACCGCCAAGGGAAUGUACCCUCUCGAGGCCGUCCGCAUGAUGGCAGAGACCGCGUACGUCGCCGAGUCUGCCAUCUCGUACGCCCCCCUGUUCGACCAGCUUCGUGCCCUCACUCCCCGACCCACCGAGACUGCGGAGACCCUUGCGCUUGCUGCUGUUGCCGCCUCGAUGGAGCAGGACGCCGGCGCAAUCAUUGUCCUCUCGACCUCGGGUGUGUCGGCGCGUCUCAUCGCCAAGUACCGCCCCUCGUGCCCCAUUAUUUGCGUGACCCGCAAGGACCAGACUGCCCGCCAGCUCCACCUCUCCCGCGGUGUCUACCCUGUAUGGUACCCAGAGCCCCGUGGCGUUCCUCAGGACAAGUGGCAGAUUGACGUCGACAACCGUAUUCGCUACGGCCUUAGGGUCGCUGUCAACCUCAACAUUGUCAAGCCCGAGGCGACCGUCAUUGCUGUCCAGGGCUGGAAGGGCGGUCUCGGCCACACCAACACCCUCCGCAUUCUUUCGGUCCCGACCGACCCAUCUGACCUUGAGAUUGCGGUCAUCGAGCGCGACUAA